Vigna unguiculata (cowpea) is the source of this 1579-nucleotide messenger RNA. RefSeq names its product cell wall / vacuolar inhibitor of fructosidase 1-like. The record is from RefSeq and is a predicted model, not a curated record. Gene Ontology annotation, molecular function: enzyme inhibitor activity. Lineage: Eukaryota; Viridiplantae; Streptophyta; Magnoliopsida; Fabales; Fabaceae. Gene Ontology annotation, biological process: negative regulation of catalytic activity.
AAACCAAUCUAAGGCAUUGUCUUCUUCUAUUGUGGUUUCUUUAUAUAUAAACUAUGCUUGUAUAUAACCCUGUUGUUUCACACAAAAAUUCUUACAUUAUUUUUAACCUAUCUUUCUCUUUUGUUUUACCCUAUUAGACGUUCAUUUCUCUCUGUUCCCAUGUGAGGUAUAUACUAUAUACUAUAUACUAUAUAUACUAUAUAUACUCGCAAUGAUCAUUUUGUGACCCUAAUAUAGGAGCCAAGAAAAAAAAAAAAGCCUACACCAUUCUCAUUCUCAUUCCCUAUCCAUCACCACAAGAGAAAAAUGAAGAGGAUCCCAAGUUGUGUGUCUUCUUUUGCAAUCCAAAUGAUUCUUGUAGCUUCUAUUUCUGUUCCCUUCACACUGUCCCAACCAUCUUUCCAUGGGGAUGGUGACUUGGUAGACCAAAUAUGCAGAAAAACACCCUUUUACGAUCUCUGCAGCUCCAUCCUGCACUCAAACCCUCUCAGUCCAAAACCUGAUCUCAAAGCAGUGGCCCUCUUAAUGGUGAACAACAUUGUGGUAAAUGCAACUGAUACACUGAGUUACAUCGAGGGUCUUCUCAAGCAGACCCCAGACCGUGAGUUGGAGCAAGCCUUGGCCUUCUGUGCUGAGUCUUAUAUCCCUCUCAUCAAAUACAUUCUUCCGCAAGCUGCUGAUGCUAUUAGCCAAGGCCGUUUUGGCUUUGCCAGUUACUGCAUUUCUGAUGCUCUCAAAGAAAUCAGUAACUGCGACAAGAAAUUCUCCGGCACAACUCAGGCACCCUUGGGAGACAGAAACGACAUUGUGCAGAAGCUUGUGGAUGUAGCCUCGGCUAUUAUCAAACUACUGCUAAAGGCUUGAUUUGUUCACCUCUCUUCUCUGUUCCAUUGCUUGUACUUGUAGGUGAUUGCACUUAGUAUAUAGUUGUAGUACUAUACCAGUAGUAGUACUGUUAUUUAGAUGGUUGAUUCUGCAUAAUGUAUGGUUCGUUCACCGAUUCAUUGUUUGUGUACUUUGAAGCAACUCUAUAUAAACCAUAUGAAUGAAACUCAGGUUAGACAUGAACCAAAACAUUUUCUUUCACUCUUUCAGAGGUUUCUUCUUGCACAGAUUGAGAGCUAUGUAUCUGAGGAAGCUUCGUAUGAGAUAGGUGCUAACAAACUCAGCAUCCGGUUCUGUUUAUUAUUUAUUUAACUUUCAGCCCCUAACUUCUUGUUUGAUUGCUACUCAGUCCUCUCGUUUAUUGCAUAUUAAGACGGAUAUGAAUGGAGGAGAUUUAGUGUGUGCAAGUCAAAAGUUGCUUUCAGUUUGAUUGAUAUGCAAUGCAGAUACGGAGAAUAAAAACGUACGUCACUCAUGAGAAUAAUUGAUAUCUUUUCUUAUAUAAUAUUGUGUAUUAAAACACAAAUAAAAAUAUUAUUGCGUUUUUUAUUUUACAAUUAUCUAACAUUGGGUGCCCAUUGGACCUGAGAUGAUAAUUAAGCAAAGGACUUUCCUUGAAACACAGAUUGUAGUAAUUUGAAAUUCUUGGGAAACCAGCUUUAUUUAUAAAACUGAUUAAUACAGCUAGCUCAUC